Molecule: messenger RNA, 2137 nt
Organism: Dromaius novaehollandiae (emu)
Lineage: Eukaryota; Metazoa; Chordata; Aves; Casuariiformes; Dromaiidae
Gene: YJU2
Product: YJU2 splicing factor homolog
Exons: 8
Coding region: 97-1056 (319 amino acids)
Biological process (GO): mRNA splicing, via spliceosome
Cellular component (GO): U2-type catalytic step 1 spliceosome
Source: RefSeq, a predicted model, not a curated record
GGGGGCGGGGACUCUUUCCAGGAAGUUGUGGGACUGCGCGGGGGCGGUUGCCGGGCCGGGUUGGGUCGCGUAGGGGCGUGAAGGGGGGACGCAGCCAUGUCGGAGCGGAAGGUUUUGAACAAAUACUACCCGCCGGACUUUGAUCCUGCUAAGAUCCCAAAGCUCAAACUCCCGAAGGACCGGCAGUAUGUGGUGCGGCUCAUGGCUCCCUUCAACAUGCGAUGCAAGACAUGUGGUGAAUACAUCUAUAAGGGGAAGAAGUUCAAUGCCCGUAAGGAGACUGUUCAGAAUGAGGUGUACCUGGGACUUCCCAUCUUCCGCUUCUACAUCAAGUGCACACGUUGCUUGGCAGAGAUCACUUUCAAGACAGAUCCCGAGAACACGGAUUACACCAUGGAGCAUGGGGCCACUCGCAACUUCCAAGCUGAGAAGCUCUUGGAGGAAGAAGAGAAGAGAAUGCAGAAGGAGAGGGAAGACGAAGAGCUAAACAAUCCUAUGAAGGUCCUGGAGAACCGAACCAAGGACUCCAAGCUGGAGAUGGAGGUUCUGGAGAACCUGCAGGAGCUGAAGGAGCUCAACCAGCGCCAGGCAAAUGUGGACUUCGAGGCCAUGCUACAGCAGUACAAGGAGUAUGAGGAGGAGCAGAAGCGCAAGGAGCAAGAGGAGGACGAGCAAGAGAUGAAAGCUAUGCUGGAGGAAGCCCAGAACCGGCGGCUGCUGGUCGACUCCGAUUCUGACGAAGAGCCUGCCAAAGUCCACGCAAAGCCAGUGGCAAAAAUUAAACCUACAGACAUCCUUCAGGAGGAACCCCAGCCCCAGGCUAAGAAGCUGAAAACUGAAAGCUGGGAACGGAGCGUGGGCACGUUGAACAGCAAGUCCCAGCUGGCCGGGCUUGUCACAGUGAGGAAGCCGAAGCCGGGUGCCACCCUGGCUAAUGGGACGGAGAGGCAAGGGGCCACGGCCAGCACUGGCUCGUUUCCCACGGCAACGGGCACCACGUCCUCCCUCGGCUUGUUGGGGGCGUAUUCGGACAGCGAGGACAGCACGAGUGACUGACGCGCGACCCAGCCGUGGCCGAGAGUGGGGACUGCGGGCUGUUCCUCCCCUCCCAGCGCAGAGCCGGCGUUGCUGCGUUCGGGCCCCGGCGGGGUUUCCAGGCCGCCUGCACGCAGACUGGCCAUCUGGAGCCCCGGCGUCUUCACGCGGGGGACGCCGGGGUGUGUAGCCAUCCUCCGAGGGCAGCGCGAGCUCUGCCCUGCCAGACCCCAGCAGCUGCCACCGGUUAACGGCACCAGCAAGACGAACACAGGGUGAACUGGAUAAACAGCUUCCUCUUACAAGGAUAUCGCUGCUUGAUUGCAGCAAGUGAAAAGCCCUGGUGCUGUCCCAGGCUGGCCAUGCCCAGACCCAGCUUCCAGGCAGCCCCAGGGAGCAUGAUGUGUCCCAGCCCUGCUCCCAUAACGGUUUUGGGAGUCCCGGGGCCUGCCUGGACAGUGCGGUUUGUUUUGCAGGUCCCCACUGUGCUCUCCCCUGCUCUGGCUUUCCCUGUGUCGGGGGCUGUGACUCACCAGCCCCCAGGGCCUUUCUCCCCUCCCUCCCUGUGUCCUGGGGAGCAGGGGGAAGGCAGGAGCUCGGCAUCUCUCUUUUGCCAGGGACGUGCCCCCCUCUGCUUCUCUCGCCCUGCCUGUCUCCUGCCCCCCGUCACAUGGGGCUCUGUUCCCCCCGUUGCCUCCUGCGUGGGGUGGGCCUGGAUCCCCUGUUGGUUUUUUGUUGUAGGAGAUGCCAAAAGCUGCAGCACUUAUCCAGGCUUGUCCCCCCAGGCCCCUUCCCCUGCCAGAGCUGGGCUCGAUCCUGCUGCUGCCCCGGGCUCAGGGGACAGUGGCUGGGUGGGGACACGUGCGCUGUGUGUCCAGGUGGUUCUGGCCUUCCCAGGGGAGGGGAGCAGAGCUGGCGGGUCCAGCCGAGGUCUGGGCACCCCUCACGCGGGGACGAGGAUGUCCCAGCUGGGCUGACACCAGCCCUCCUGCAGCCCAGCUGCUCCCGGCAGCUCUGCGCUAAACCCGUCUCCGCUCCAGCUGCUCAGGGAGCAAUUGGGUUUCGUCUGCUUGUAGCCAGGUAAUAAAGUGGAUGUGUCAGA